AUGUACUUCUCCAAGUCGAUAGUCGUAGCCAACCUCAUGGGUCUUGCGCUGGCGCAAGUACCAAAGGGCUUCACACCUGAGGCCAAGAGCAAACUCGAAGUCAUGUUCAAAGCGGUUACCGUCAAAACCCCCGGAGAGAUGCUUCCAAAAGCUGAUGUCGCCGCCGCACCCACAAUUGGUCUAACGGGCGCAGAAGCCAACAUGGCCGGCACAUUCAUGUUCGUUAUGCUGGACUUGGACGUGCCACCCGGCAACGGUAGCACUAAACGCCGCGUACUUCUCCACGACAUGACGACCGGCUUCAAGGCAGCCAAGGGCAAAGCCAACGGAACGACGACGCUUCUCCAGUCGACUGAGAAAGGCCCGGCACCAUACAUUUCCCCAAACCCGCCAGCAACGGACACGAUGGCCCAUCGCUAUGUCGAGCUCUUGUUCAUGCAGCCCGAUAAACUCCAAGUCCCGGCCUCGACAUUUGCCAACAUGACUGCCCGUAUCAACUUUGACAUCAAUGCUUUUAUGAAGCAGCAUUCUUUGAGCGCCCCGGUUGCAGCAAACUUCUUCCAGGUGGACGGAAAGGCUGGCCCCAAGGGAACUGGAGGCAUGGCCAGCCCCACUGGUGGCAAGGGAGGCAAGCCUACACCCCAGCCUUUCGAGGGUGCUGGUAGCGAGCUUAGCGUUCCACUUCGGAUGGCGGUUCAGCUUGGCGGUCUGGCGGUGUUUGUGCUUUUCGCACUCUAG
Molecule: messenger RNA, 738 nt
Organism: Exserohilum turcica Et28A
Lineage: Eukaryota; Fungi; Ascomycota; Dothideomycetes; Pleosporales; Pleosporaceae
Exons: 2
Coding region: 1-738 (245 amino acids)
Biological process (GO): regulation of proteolysis; regulation of Ras protein signal transduction
Molecular function (GO): peptidase inhibitor activity; phospholipid binding
Source: RefSeq, a predicted model, not a curated record